UUCUGUUCGACAUGUCAUGUGCUAAUUUGCGAUUUAUUAGAAUAAAAAUAAAUAGGGGGUGCAUUCCUAAAAUGUUUAUAUGUCCAAUAAUUUAUAGAAAAUGAGUGAGGAAACUCAAGAAACUGUUGUUCAGGAAGCAACCGAUUCGUUACAGUCUAUGAAUAUUAGAACUGAGCCUGUAGACAGUUCAGAUCCCGAACAUACCAAACAAAAAGUUGACAUCUUGCUGAAACCCACUGGCAAUGCCCCAAUUAUGAAAAAGAAAAAGUGGACUGUUGAUAGCGAUAAGAAAAUUGGAUGGAUAAUAGAAUUUGUGAAGAAAUAUUUGAAACUCGAACCUAAUGAAAAACUGUUCUUGUAUGUAAAUCAAACAUUUGCUCCAUCACCAGACCAAGUAGUCAAGAAUCUCUAUGAUUGUUAUAGUACAGAGGGAAAAUUAGUUUUACAUUACUGUAAAACACAAGCUUGGGGAUAGGAAAUCUAAUGUUUAUUUUAUUGGUUCUAUUUUUGUGAUAUGAUUGCAUUUAGAUACAUUUAAGUCAAUACUUUCUAUUGAUUAAACUUUAUUUAAAUAAAUUAUGCUGUAAAAUCUCAAUUGUUAUAUAUUACUCAUUAUAGGAAAAGUGACAAUAGAUGCACCUAGUAAGUCUUACCAGUAAAUUAAAUUACAUUUUUUCCAGUUUUAAGCAG
Molecule: messenger RNA, 690 nt
Organism: Acanthoscelides obtectus
Lineage: Eukaryota; Metazoa; Arthropoda; Insecta; Coleoptera; Chrysomelidae
Source: the annotation of a GenBank genome assembly